Colius striatus (speckled mousebird) is the source of this 7404-nucleotide messenger RNA. RefSeq names its product spermatogenesis associated 6 (gene SPATA6). Lineage: Eukaryota; Metazoa; Chordata; Aves; Coliiformes; Coliidae. Gene Ontology annotation, molecular function: myosin light chain binding. Gene Ontology annotation, biological process: motile cilium assembly; spermatogenesis. The record is from RefSeq and is a predicted model, not a curated record. The coding region runs from base 106 to 1539 and encodes 477 amino acids. The transcript has 13 exons.
GCGUCGGCCCCGCGGCGCGGCUGAGCCCGAGCGGGGCGGGAGCCGGCGGGGCAGCCCAUCCGUCCGCCCGCUCCUCCGUCCGCCCGCCCGUCCUUCCUUCCUUCCAUGCCGCGGAAAGCGCUGCGCUGCGUCCUGCAGCUGGACGUCCGCUCGAUAACUUGCCCUGGAGUGCUGCUGAAAGACAAAGAGGAACUUUAUCUCAGUGUCUCUGUACUUGGGCAGUACAAAAAAACUCAAUGUGUCCCUGCAGCAUUUCCACUCUUCUUUCAAGAAAAACUAGUAUUUGAGAAGGCAUUUGCUGAUAUAGUUGAUCCUGGAGACCUUGUGAAGUUACUGGAACUUGACACAGCAGUACUUGAACUAAUACAGCUCAUUCCUCCAGUAGGAAAAAUUCUAGCUACAUAUGAAGAAAAUACAAGAGAUUUCCUGUUCCCUGACCCUAAGCUUACCCGUGGGCGCCGUGGCUUAGAUCGUGAGAUUUUAAUGAAGAGGUCUUCUUCUUUUACAGGAAUUGCACCAAAAUUGAGAUUUUCUACAAGCUUCCUUAUUACAGAAAGUCUGUUAAGCUCAGGAAGGAGUCACAUACAGGGUGAUUUGGAUUGUGUACAUCACUCCACCCCAAAUGGAAAACUUCAAACAAAGUUACCAAGCAAAGAUGCUGUUUCUCCUGAGAGAAGCAGGCACCGCUCAGCAACAAAGAGCUACGAGCGGCCCACAAUAGCUUCCAAAUCGCGUUCUCCGUCUCCCUACACCAAAAGGCGAAUGUGUGAGCUGUCAGAAGAAGCCAGGCAACGACUGGCCCAUUUAAACCUCGGUCCUCAUGAAUUCAGAAGAGAAACUGAUAAACCUCCAUUUGUAGUUAGACGGGUUGAACAAACAAGUCCUGGUAUUAAUCUUCAUACCUGGUGUCCCACACAAGAAAGCCCAGUGGAAGCCUGGACCAAAGCAGACUAUGAUCCUUCUCUUCUUGGCAGCUACAGACUCAAGAAAGCCAAAGCAAAAUCUACUCAUGGAAGAUACUUUGACAGCUGUGUUUGCAGUGAGGAUGCAAUCUCCCACUCACCCAACAGACAGUCCCAUUCUGGUGGUUCAUUGGAGCGUUCAGCACCUCCAGCAUUUCAGGAGCAUUCUCCAAGUUCUGUGCUAAAUAGAUCUUCUCUAAGGGAAAGAUUUAGCUCUGGUUGGCCUUCACCAGCAAAUGGAGAUGAGAUCCAUAAAAGAGUGAAAAAUAUUCUAAGGACACACAGUGCUAAACAGCGCCUAAUCUUUGAUGAGAGCAACUCAUCAAAAGGAAACUUGACCAAGACAAGAGAAUCUUCACAUAAGGCAGCUUUAUCCAUGGGAGAACUGCGGAGCAGUUCACCAGCACAGCAGAACGCUACUGUUCACUUGGAUAAUGGUGAAUACUGGUCUAGUCGUGCAGCUGUGUACAAAGGGAAGCCUCACAGAGCCAUCUUUGAAGAGAGCCUGGAGAAAAUAUACAGAAACAUGUACCGAAAAGCAUCUGGUGCUGUUCCAGACCAAAAGAACUACUCCUGAUAGCAAUUCACCUGGAAAUGCAUCAGAACACAGUGUUUGUAUUUGUAAUGAAACCUCCUUUUCUGUAACAAAUAUUUGUACUCUAUUUUUAAAGCUUAAUUACAGUUGAGCAGGGUUUUGGAGAAGUGGGGUUUCUGCCUGGGUUGCCAAAAGUUAACUGUAAACAUCCCUCUGCCUUCCUCAUUCUCCUACUCUAAAUCCAAAAAACUCCAGCAACUAAGCCCUUCUGUGUGAUUAAGGAAGAUGGUGUUGCUCCUUUGAGACUGUGAAAAGAUAGUCCUUUGAAGGCUAACAAACAGGUCUGCUGGACAUUCCUGUCUGACAUCAACUCAGGUUUCAGCUGCAGCCAACUCCCAUUAAAUAAUUCAAGCUAUUUGGUAACAUAAACAGAAUUGGUCGAAGCAGAAAUACAUCCCAGUGUUCAGAGAAGGAGUGUAAAGAGGAAGGUGGAUGUGAGUAUUGAUUUAAAAGCAUCCCAUCAGGGACAAAGAGAUUGUUUUCUAGAAAGUUGCCUUUGGAUUGCUUAUUUUUGAGAUGGGCAGAAACAGAGCCAUAGACAUGCUUUCCUACUGCUUUUAAGCACUUCUAGUCACAAAUUCUCUCAUGCUGCCAAAUUGUAAACGAAACCCACCCAGCCCAGCAGCAUGUGCCCUUGAAAAUGAACAGGCUCACUUAAAUGCAGCCAUGACAUUUGCCAAUAUACCAAUUGCCAGUUUUAGACAAUAUGAAUAAGAAAGGAAGGCAGAGGCUGGAACCAGUCAGCAAGCUCCUUAUACACCCCAUACAGGCCUUCUGAAGUUCCUGCAUCACAAUCCCACCUAAUUUGGAGCCUGUCCUUCCCAGUCUGCUGGGAUCCUCUUGGCAGAAAUCGCAUCGUUUUUGCUAAAGGCCACCAAAUGUUCAUCAGCAGUUCGAUGCUUUCCCUGGGGAUGGAACCUUUUCAGCCUUGCAUUGAACAGAUCCCACAUUAGCAGACCAGGGCAAAUUGCCCAUCUAUUGAAAAGCAGAAUGUUUUAAAAGGGCAAGAGUGUCCAUCUCCUGCUUCCUUUCAGAACAAGGGAAAAAACAAACGCCUGUUUUGGCUCCUUCCCUGCCUGAGUGAACAGAUUCAGUUACACCGAUACCAUUUUACCUGUUAGGGUUGGAUAAAGGAUAAAGCUAGCAGUACAGAUGGCAGAACAUAUGACUGUAACCUGCUAGCAUGCCUAGAUAAACAAAAAGUUGGUCUACUCUGCCUUCCACCCUUUAAUGCUGAGACAACAUAAUUGAUUUGAGAGAGCAGUUGGUGAGCAAUUAUGCUAGUGGGAAAGCACGUUGAAAGACUCUGUGCUUCUGUUUCAGGGAAGGGGACUCUCAGAGGAAGUGUCUUGCAUAUAGACAUUUCUAUUCCUCGUAACUGUUAAACAGGUUGAAGUGGAUUAACACUGAUAACUUCCUGUCCCUGCUGCCAUUUAGCACAUUAGUGCUUUCAAAGGCCAUUAGUUGCACAGUCCUGGGCUAUGGGGAAGUGUUGAGUCACUCUGGGAAGCAGUUGCACUGUGUUUUUUUGCAGAAGGGAAAAGUUAAACUUAGCCAGGCUGGGCCACUGAAGUGUGACUGACCACAGAGGGUUGUGCCACCAGUGCCUGGUCUGCAUUCAUCAGCCUCUGCCUGUCAUCUCGUAGUAGUCCAUGAAGGAAGAGUUUCUUUCUCCUUGCUGUUCAGGAAAGCAGGUGUGUUCAAAUGGAUUCUAAGUAGGCAGGGCACAUUCUGAAAGACACUUCCAAGCUUUUGGUUUGUGGAAUCUCCUCUGGAGACAUUCCAAACUCACCUGGACAAGUUCCUGUGUGACCUACUCUGCGCUGGCAGGGGGCUUGGACUAGAUGAUCUUUCGAGGUCCCUUCCAACCUUUAAGAUUCUGUAAUUCUGUGGUUUAAAAUGAAUCUACUGAAAUCUGAAGGUUGGUGCAGUUUCCUGUAUGUGUUUGAGCCAUAAGAUUUAGUGUUCUUCUCAUAGCAUCCCAUGGUUGUCAUUCUGUAUUCUCUGUGUUUUCCCUCUCCAGUGUCAUAGGUUAGUAAAAGCUGCAAUCUUCUGAAGAUUGGCUGCUCUGCUUUGGCCAAGUUUGGUUCCACGACAUAGAACUUCCAUUAGAUUUGUCCCUCUCCAGCAUUCCAGUAGAUUUUAGUCCUUGCUUGUUCAAUGUCUAAGAAGACCUGAAUACUGAGGCUUUGGGUUUUUUGUAUGGAUGAGUAAGGACAAAAGGUGCCAGGAAUUCAAGACACAAGAUGGGGAUGAGGGAGGUUGGAAGCCACCGUGAAAAAAUAAGGUUAACGGUUUUGAGGGGUCCAGAGGAGUGGCUGGGGUAUGUGUAACUCCCCUAGCUAAAGAGAGGAAGCACAUGGUAAUAUGACAUCCUUCAGUUUUUCAUCAAAGGUGAAAACUGGAUGGGAGGAGGGAAAAAUAAGUGUCAUAUGUUGAAUUUUGACCAUUGUGAAUAUUCUCACUAUAGCCUCUGUGUGUGGUGUGACAGCAAAUGAAGCAGAUAGACUGAGAGUGUCUUUGGCCCCGCUCCAGCUGCAAGGGGAGAUGGUGUGUGUAAUGUCUUUCUGAAUCAGCUGCUGCAGAAUAUGUGCUUCUCUCUUGGGUCGGAGUCAUUCCACAGCUUAUAUGCUGUGAUACAGCAAAGAGUGUUCUUUUCCAAACAACAGUGCUGGAAAUCCAGUUUGGUUAGUGGCAAAAAUUUUCCCUGAAAUGUGACACAAGACCCAAAUUACUCUGAUCUGUCCAUAAAAUCUGCAAACCACUUUGUUUUCAGGAGUGUUUGGCCCCUUCCCUGUUUCCUCCUGUUAAUAUGCAAACAGCUCGAGUGCACUGAGGACCUCCGCUCCUUUGCUACUGCGGCAUGUGAUAAGUAUAGGUUCAGGCAGGGAACCAACACAGUAAUAAACUGUAAUUGUUUAGUGCACCUUGCCUUCUAAUACAAUUUAAAUCCCUUCUAUCAAAUGCAAAUUUCUAGGUUCCUGAGUGGAGUUUUAAAUAGCAUUUCCUGGGCUCUUUCCUUAUCUUUUGCCAUCCACAAAGUGGUGUGUCAGUGACAGUGGGAUGGCAUAACUCAACCCCUGUCACUUUACCUCCUGAAGGAAAGCUGCCUGCUCAAAUCUAGAAAUAAUGGGCUAGAUUAAGAGUGAAUUAGUGUUUUUCUGUAGAGCCUAUCUCUUUCUCUUGCCUUCCCCAAGUUAUUAUAACCCAUGAGUAUUCUCACCAAAUGCUAUUCAGCAUCCAGUGUUGCUUGCAGUAUGCAAUCAGUGUAAUAUUUUAAUCACUUUAAUGCUUCCUACUUGCUCCCUUCCCUGUUUGCUACAAAUAACUUGAUAUAGUUUAGCAUCUUGGAGUGGCUGUAGCCAAACUACUUGUCUGUUUUCAAUAGAAAUGCAAAUCCUUAGCAGAGUGGUAGUUGCCUUGGAAAUCACUCAGUCAUUGACCUGUUGUGGAUUAAAGGCAAAAAUGUCAAACUCUUUAAUGAUUUGCCUUAUCUAAGUUUUCAACUAAAAGAAGGGAAGCUUAAAUUGGCUCACUGGGGAAGAGAGGCAUGGGGAUGGUGAGAGACGGGAAGAGAAAGGAGCAGCUUGAUAAGAUAGAUGGGCAGCAGCUUGGAAGGUGUCUGAGGGCUGUUCUUUAGAUUGUGCAUCACAUGUGUGAAUUUUACUGUUACUUUGGAGGCUGCCAAAAUGGUGAGAGGAGAAAGGAAUCUACCUAUAGGUGCUGAGAACCUAUUUUUGAGGUGAAAUAACAGAAUAUUUAGCUCUGCUCAGUAUUAAAUAGUCUUUUCCAAACUCCCUCUCAUUGUUACCUCAGGUGUAAAAUGGGGAGCUUGUACUCUGUUAAAAGCUUAAUUAAAUGGCUAUGAGUGCUUUGGGAUCCUGAGGUGAAUGUUACAGGAAUUAGUUUGUGGAAGCCUGGCUGAGAAGUUCCAUCUCAUCCCCAGGUUACUAAAAAGCCUUUAUUUUAAUUUUCCCAGGUUUCCUAUGUUUUAAUCAGACAAUUAUUAAGCAAGUCUUAAUCUUAUCAAGUUAGAAAUCUAUUAAAUCUGAGAGACAGAUGAAGAAGAUAAUGAACUGCUUUACUGCAUGUGCUUUUAGGAGCUAAUCUUUACAGCUGGUAUCCUGCUCAGCUUCUGUCUCUCACCUGAUCUGGGUUCAUACUCACACUGAUUGCUCUCAUGAUAGAUAUGUAUUUUUUUUUUAAAUACAAAUUAUACUUUUAUCAUCCUGAUGUCUCAGUGCUGUCUGCUGAAUGUACUAAUCAGCACUAUUAACAUCUACUGCAUGGUUUGUUCUCCCCCUCUCCCCAGGAACAAGAGGCACGAUAGUGUGUGUGGCUUGACAGCGGAGAAGUUUAUGUGCUGUGCCAUAGGCUUGCCAGGCAAGGAGCUUCUGCCUUUUCAGUCAGUGUGCAAAGGAGUACCUUGUUAUAUAAUUCUGCUCUUUCAGAUUUUAAAGCUUGAAAGUAUUUUCUGGCACACUGAACUAUGCAACAGACUUCUCAGCCUUUUAGCAGUGGUUACUUGACUGCGUAAAUCAUGUAAUGUGGAAUCUCUGGGUUGCAGGGAAACCUACCAUGAUGUUAAUUACUUCAGUGGUUAUGGAGUGAUCGUUGUCAGGAUGCUGAGAGUAUCUCAAGAGGUUUGUUUAGUACUCAAGGAAUUUGAGGAAACUUUGAAACCAAUGAAAUGUAGCUACUUGGUGCCAGGGAAAAGGAUUGAAGCUAAGAGAGGACAGCAUCUGUGGAUGAUGGCAGUGGCCUACCUCAUUGACAGAUAUGAUGUCUGGUUUAGGUGAUGGUCUCUGGGAGUAGUGGAGAACUAGUCUUUGGCAAUCCUUUAAACAGAUAAACCAUUGUAGGAAGUGAUCAGGUGCACCUAAUAUUCCCCUUUCUAUUACACAGUGAACUAUUCAGCACAAGCCCCAUUGAUUGCAUUGGUUUCUCCAGCUUUCUCCAUGGAAUUCAAAAUGUUGUCAGCCAGAGCCCUUAACAGAUGAGGCUGUAGCUCCUUUUGUUGUCAGUGUUGGCUUGCCAAAGAUAUACAGUUUGUUCCCCGUUUGUCUUCAGUAAGAAAUUCUCUGAAGUGCAGUGAUAAUUUGUCUGGAUGACAACAUAAAGGAACUGUAAUCUUUCUCUUUGCUUGAUCAAUGUGGAGAUUGUGCUUUUUCUUCCAGUGUGUUUUCAUUCAAUUCUGGGUGAUUGCCUCUGACCUAGCAGAGAACUCUCUGCAGUCUGAGAAGUGGCCAUCUGAGCCUUCUUCUCACCUCUUCAGGGAAAUGAGUUUGCUGUUGCAAAACAACAUCCCUGCCUCAUAAGGAUUUACUGAUCCAGAGGAUACAGCAGAAAAAUGUUUCUCUGUGGUCAGGCAUUUGUGUAACCCUGUAGGGCUGAUGCCACAAAAGGAGCAGAGCUUCACACAAAGAGGGGUGGGGGGCUGGAAGCAGGGGCAGGUUGAGAGUGGUAGUUAGGUGUACAGUGAAUUGUCAGUAUAUAAAAUAGCCUGUGAAACCUAGAAGUAACAAAAGCACCACCUACACCACUGAAGGGUGGUAAAUCCUAAUGUUUAUAUUCCUGUUGUUACACUGACUUGACUUUUCCAUUGUUUCCCUAAUUGUGUUGUUACCAAGGCUGUAGCUGUGUGAAAUGCUUCACUCAGUACUCCAGUAGUAAACAUUUGCUAAGAAGUUGCUUUCCCUGCCUUGUUUCCACCACAAUCAUCUAGUGUUUACAUACAUUUUAGCCUCUGUGCCAUUUUUGAAGGCUUUAUUUGUCUCAUUUACGUUUUUGGUUCAGAUAAUACUUAAAUAUGAAAUCCAUCUGGGAAACAUAUUGUAUAUUCAAGUU